This is a messenger RNA of Fusarium mangiferae, 1170 nucleotides long. RefSeq lists its product as uncharacterized. The record is from RefSeq and is a predicted model, not a curated record. Gene Ontology annotation, molecular function: proteasome binding; endopeptidase activator activity; ubiquitin binding. The transcript has 4 exons. Gene Ontology annotation, cellular component: proteasome regulatory particle, lid subcomplex; cytoplasm; nucleus. NCBI's taxonomy places the organism in Eukaryota, Fungi, Ascomycota, Sordariomycetes, Hypocreales, Nectriaceae. The coding region runs from base 1 to 1170 and encodes 389 amino acids. Gene Ontology annotation, biological process: ubiquitin-dependent protein catabolic process.
AUGCCAAUCUCACCAAUUAUCACCUUCAAAGCGGGCCAGUGCGAGGUUGAUGCCUCCUCUAAGCCUUACAAAGUGAAGCCGCAACCUGAGCCGGGCUAUAUCUACCUAUACUCUGAAGAUGAUCUCGUGCAUUUUUGCUGGCGCAAGCGAAGCGAACCCCUCGACAACCCUGAACUUGACCUGAUCAUGGUCCCUGGCGAUGGCAGCUUCACUCCUCACGAAUACACAUCGUCUUCCGAGCCCACCUCCAAGACCAACGGCCGUAUCUUCGUCCUCAAGUUUACUUCUUCGUCCCAACGAUAUCUCUUCUGGCUUCAGUCAAAGCCUCAGGCCGAAGACGGAGAUCCUGCCUACUACAGCCCUCGUGAUCGCAAGAUUGGCGAAAUAGUCCAUCAACUACUACAGGGUGAGGAGGUGGAUGUAGCUGAGGAAUUGUCAGCUCUCCGUAACAACGAUAACCGACCCGACGACGAGGAUGAGACCAUGGAGGACGCUGAUACCCACCGUGCACCUCGAGGAAGCGGCAGCGGAGGCGCAGGACCUGACGCUACGGGUGGAGACGUUCGAGAGGAAGGCGAGGGCUCACGAGAGGGCGGAGCUGAUGGUGCUAGAGCGGCCUCUUCAUCUGCCCCUGAUGCCGAUGCUGCUGCCGCUGUGAAGAGCUUUUUGGACAGCCUUCGAGGCCCGUCGGGGCUCUCUGGUAGACAGCAGCAGCAAACCACCGACAAGGCAUACCCUCAUCUCAACCACCUACUUCCCACUUCCAUCACAGUACCUAUGGUUGACUCGGCUACGGAAGAGUUCACAGACACAUUGAUCAGCCUUCUCCCUCCUGCCGUUAUAGUCCUUGCAAGUGCCUCAACAGAUUCUGUUGAUGGGAAAUUGGAGCCGUCAGCUUCGGCUGUGGAGGAUGCCAAAGCCUCAUUAUCCCUGGACGACAAGCGGACGUUGUUGAAGAAGGUUCUGAGAAGUCCCCAGUUCAAUCAAGCCCUGGCAAGUCUCACAAUGGCCAUACGGGAUGGCGGCUUGCCAAGCAUUGCGGAUGCUCUUGGUGUAAAGGUACAAGAUGGAGGAUACCUAAGAGGCAGCGGCAUGCCUCUGGGUGGUGGCCAAGCUAUUGAGGCAUUCGUGGAUGGCGUUAAGAAGACAGUCGAGGACGAGAAGAGAUGA